Messenger RNA from Dunckerocampus dactyliophorus (ringed pipefish), 3334 nucleotides. Its product is annotated as zinc finger and SCAN domain-containing protein 31-like. Lineage: Eukaryota; Metazoa; Chordata; Actinopteri; Syngnathiformes; Syngnathidae. Gene Ontology annotation, molecular function: RNA polymerase II cis-regulatory region sequence-specific DNA binding; DNA-binding transcription factor activity. Gene Ontology annotation, biological process: regulation of transcription by RNA polymerase II. Bases 96 to 758 code for a protein of 220 amino acids. The record is from RefSeq and is a predicted model, not a curated record. The transcript has 4 exons.
UAAACGGCACUUUGCUGCGUGUGCUUGCUAGCUGCUAACAAAGAGAUCAACACAUCGUUAAGCAGCGCUCAAGUGAGUGUUGUGAUUAUUUGAAAAUGUGUAAAGUACAAAUGUUGAGAGCGUUGGUGAAUCAGCGACUAACGGCGGCAGUUGAAGAAAUAUUUCAAGUGUUUCAAAGAACGAUAGCAGAGUACGAGGAGGAACUUUCUCGAACAAAAGAGGAGAACGAGCGGCAGCGUCAAAUCCUGGACGCUAUUUUCAAGAAGCCUCGAGUUGUGUUAUACAGAGAAGAAGUCAGUGCAGAACAUCUUCCACCUGAUCAGGAGGAGCCACAGCCCCCCCACGUUAAAGAGGAAGAGAAUGAUCACAGCAUCAGUCAGGAGAAAGAGCAUCUUGAAGGACUAGAGAAGUUUCCAGGGAUUGGUGUCCCUGUGAAGACUGAAGAUGAUGAAGACAAAGGUGGAAGUGAGGAGAAGAGAGGGGGGGGGCCUCCAAGCAGCCCCUCGACUCAACACAUGACAACAGAAGCUGAUGGAGACCACUGUGGAGGAUCACAAGCAGGCAAUGGAUUAGCUCCACUAUCAGAUAAUGACAACACGUCACUCUCUCCUGACACUGAUGAUGAAGACUUGCAUACUCCCCCCUACAGGAGGAACUGGACGUCGGCGUCACCCUCCAUACCUGAGAGAGAGUCUCAAGAACGGCUGAUGGGAUUUGUAGUCUUUAUAGUGAUACAACAAUGGCAUGGCAAGGACUGAAGGUCCAUUUUUCAACAAAAAAAACACACACACCCAAAGACCAGUGCGCAGGUAAGUUUCGAAAAACGCCUCCCACUAUCAGCUCCACUCCUGCAGCCUUGACGAACCUGCCAUGCAAGCUGGAGAUGGGCGGAUCGACCCAAUUAUCGAUGGCGUCAAUACCACGUGUAGUAGUAUCGCGUCGAUUGUAGCGUGAGUCUCAAAUAUCUGUUCAUAUUGCUACAUUGCUAUUUAUAUAUUACUAUAUUCUUAUUAUUACUGGACACAGGAACUGAACAUGAACUGCAUCAAUCGGAACAACAACCACAAGUGGUGGAGUGGCGGCCGAGUAUGUGGAUAAAAAUCUGAACUAUAAAGUAGUAAAGAACAUGUCAUUUGCUCUUGAUAACAUUUCAAAAUGCAUAAAUCAGUAAAGAGAAAAGUAAAAAUGUACUAGUAAGUUGUAUACUGUAUAUAGAACAAGUCUCGCAUUGAGAUAUUUGAGGAUUGGAUCAAAGCAACAUUCACAGACAUUAGCCAAAAAACAAUCUUUGUUUGUGGAGAUUUCAACAUUGACCUUCUGAAUUAAAAUAAGCAAAACAGAAUAGAUAACUUUACAGAUACAAAGCACAGUUUAAGUCUUUAUCCUAAAACCACCAGGCCAAGUAGAAGUACGGAUCACUGCGCAACAUUAAUUGAUAACAUAUUCACCAAUCAUUUCGAUAACAACACGAUUGGAUUACUAAUUAAUGAUAUUACUGACCAUCUUCCAGUGUUUAUAAUGAAAACUAUAAAAAGAGAAAGAAGGACGAUAUCAGGACAUUCAGAAGAUCACAUACAGAGGAAAGUAUUAGCGCUUUUAGGAAAGAUUUGGAAAAACAAAGAUGGGAGUGCGUAUAUAGUGAGAAUGACGUGAACGAGGCAUAUAAAAACUUUCUUAAUAGUCAUAUGAAGUGCUAUAACAGACAUUGUCCACUGAGAGAAGUAUCUAAUAAGCAAAAUUUUAAAAAAUGAGUUACUCGCGGACAGUCAAUAGGGAUAUAGAACUAAUAUUUCAACUUCCAUGACACUAAUUGAAAUUACAGAGGAAAUCUCCAAUGCUAUAGAUCACAGAAAGUGCGCGGCUGCAGUAUUUAUGGAUUUAACAAAAGCCUCCGACACAAUUAAUCAUGAUAUCCUAAUCACAAAACUAGAAACGUAUGGAAUCAGAGGUUUAGUCUUGAAUUGGGUUAAAAGCUACUCAGCAGACAGGAGGCAAUAUGUGAAGCUACUGUAGGAGGUAAACAUAUCAUGCGGCGUACCCCAGGGGUCAAUCCUAGGACCAAAACUAUUCAAUCUAUAUAUAAACGACAUCUGUAAAGUCCCGAGAGACCUAACGCCAGUAUUAUUUGCAGACGAUACAACCGCAUUGUGUUCUGGAGAUACUGUAGCCCACCCGAGCUAGUACAACAAAUCACAGAUGAACUAACAAUACUAAAAAGAUGGUUUGAUAAAAACAGACUAUCCCUGAACCUCAGUAAAACUAAAGUAAUGCUAUUUGGUAAGUGCAAAAAGGAAACGUAUCAGCAAACACAAAUUGAUGGUGUAGACAUUGACAGGGUGAACGAAAAUUAAUUUCUCGGGGUUAUAAUAGACGAGAAGAUGAACUGGAAAUCUCACAUUAAAAAUGUACAACAUAAAGUGGCAAGAAACACCUCAAUACUGAAUAAAGCACAAUUUGUCCUUGACCAAAAAGCACUACAUAAGCUCUGCUGCUCACUGAUAUCAGCAUAUGUAACUUAUUGUGCCGAGUUAUGGGGUAAUGACUACAGAAGUGCACUCCAGCCACUAACUGUGCUACAAAAAGGUCACUCGGGAUCGUCCAUAAUGCUGCUUACAGAGAACACACAAACUCUUGAUUUAUAAAAUCACAAUUAUUAAAAUUUGCGGAUCUAGUAAACUUUCAAACGGCUAAAAUGAUGCAUAAAGCAAACAAUAACAUCCCACCCAAAAAUGUAAAACAAUUCUAAUCAACGAGAGGAGAAAUAUGAUCUUAGGGGAAAAUUUAACCUGACACACUUCUAUGCACGGACAACACUGAAAACCUUCAGCAUUUCUGUACGUGGAAUCAAUUUGGGGAACGGACUGAGUAAGGAACGAUUUAAUAAGCGAUUUUAAGAAAAAGUACAAGCAGUUGAUGUUCACAAAAUACAAAGAAGAGACCUGAACUACUGUGUACAUACAAUACAACAUCUAACCACGACUACACUGACUACUAACUCUUCAUUGUGGUGAGUACAUGGUCUGUACUCACUCAUUAUCAACCAACCAUUUUAUCAAUUAUGAAGCCUCUAGCUUCCUUUUAGUAAGUAAAAACCUUGGCUAUGAUUGCACUACAUUGUCAUGUAGACCUACAAAGUACACUUGGAAGAACAAGAGGAGAAUAAAUGUAUUGAAACUGAUGAGGGGUAGGAUUAAAUAAGCUUUGCUUCUUCCUACUCCUUUUUGGACAUGCAAAAUUGUGAAUUGUACUAUGUGAUGUGCUACUGUUUGACUCAUGCAUGUUCAGGAUGAAUUAAACCAUUAAACAGGAAGAAUUUGAAUUACUAAUCGUUGUA